AUGAUCUGCGCUGUCAAUCCUUGGGCAUUCAUUGGAGACACGGAAGACGUCUGGUCGGAACUGGUCCGUACGGUCAAACAAAAAGCCGUUCUGACGACAUGGUGGAAUCUUGUACAAGCGUUUUGGAAAAAAUUCGGUCCCGACCCGAUCAAAGAUGAUAAGAGCUUUCAUAGAACACGACGAUCAGCGAAGAUUAGCGAAAAAUUGGUGGAUAUGGAGAAAAUCGCUGAAAGCACGUCAGUGGAUCGUUUGGAAAACGCCUUUUCCACAGCUGAACAAAAAUUUCACGUUGCUCGACUGCUACAAGUGAAAGGUUAG
This is a messenger RNA of Cooperia oncophora, 318 nucleotides long. The record is from the annotation of a GenBank genome assembly. NCBI's taxonomy places the organism in Eukaryota, Metazoa, Nematoda, Chromadorea, Rhabditida, Trichostrongylidae.